This is a messenger RNA of Parnassius apollo (apollo), 225 nucleotides long. The record is from the annotation of a GenBank genome assembly. NCBI's taxonomy places the organism in Eukaryota, Metazoa, Arthropoda, Insecta, Lepidoptera, Papilionidae.
AUGGAAACAAGACGAUGUGCAGUGGAGCAGCCAAUCCGCGAACUUGAGCAAGGCUACCUUAAAAACUAUGUGGAAGUUUCUAGAUUACUGGCCCUAGAAAACGAAGAUCCUCUAAUAGUUGUGAGAAAUCUAGCAAACAAGUUAAACAUCGAUGACCCAGAAGUGUUAACUGCCAAACGUGUAGGAAGCUACGGAGAAAAACCAAGAUAUAUUCCGGUGAGGUGA